AUGGAUGUAUUACUGUUUUUAAAUCCUUUCCCAAUCCCCGAUCCAAUUCCAACACCUUCUUCAAAGAAAAAGAAACAUUUAAAACCAAGAGAUAAUUCACUUACUAGAUUUGAUGCUAGAUGGAAAAAAUCACGAACUAAAUUCAAAACUAAAUUGAAAACUAAAUUAAUAUCUAAAUUGAAUGCCACAACAAAUGGAUCAAAGUCAGGGUUAACAGAUACGACAAAGAAAGAUAAACACAAACAUGAAGAGAAAGAUGGAGAUGAAAAAAAACAUAGUGGUAGUCGUGGUGGUCGUGGUGGUGGUGGUGGUAAUUCUAAACCUACUAUUUCACCAACAUUUAUAAAAUUGACAAAUUUUAUUAAAUAUUUAACCAUAAUUAUAAUCAUCAUGAUAUUAUUAAUUUAUUUAUAUUCAAUAUCAUUAGAAUUAAUCGGUGUAUUUGAAUCAAUAACAAGAAAUUAUUCAGGCCAGGGUGGUGGUAGCAGUAGAUAUAAUGGCUUUUUUGCGUCAAGUAAGAAUGAUCUUAAUAAUAAUAAUAAUAAUAAUUUUUAUUCUAAAAUUCAUGAAUUUACUCAAUCAUAUACAGAUAGUAUUCCUAUUAUUAGUAGUAAUAGUAAUAGUAACGGUAAUGGUAACGAUAAUGGUAAUGGUAAUGAUAAGAAUAAUGAUCAUAGAGUUAUGAUUUAUCUUAAUUAA
This is a messenger RNA of Candida albicans SC5314, 699 nucleotides long. RefSeq lists its product as uncharacterized. The record is from RefSeq and is a predicted model, not a curated record. NCBI's taxonomy places the organism in Eukaryota, Fungi, Ascomycota, Pichiomycetes, Serinales, Debaryomycetaceae. The coding region runs from base 1 to 699 and encodes 232 amino acids. The transcript has a single exon.